Messenger RNA from Cinara cedri, 558 nucleotides. Lineage: Eukaryota; Metazoa; Arthropoda; Insecta; Hemiptera; Aphididae. The record is from the annotation of a GenBank genome assembly.
AUGGCGCUCGUGUAUAGUGCAGCAGAGUACUGUGCGCCAGCUUGGACAAGGAGCACUCGCAGUAAAAAAAUCGACAUGCAGUUAAACCAUACCAUGAGAAUUAUCUCAGGAACGGUAAAAAGUACUCAAAUACAAUGGCUCCCUGCUCUUGCAAACAUUGCUCCUGCUGACCUGAGAAGAAAAGCAGCAACCCACUCCUUGUUAAAUAAAAUUAAAAAAAACCCAAACCUCCCAGUAUACGAGGACAUUUAUCAACACCCAGUAAAGAGACUUAAGUCUAGAAACCCAAUGUGGAUCGAUAUUGAAACAGAAGUGAACACAGAGAACCAAUGGAAAAGCCGCUGGAAGGAUGCUGAAGUAAAAAAUGCUGAGUUGGUAGUAGAUCCUACCCAGAAACUCCCAGGAUUUGACUUUCCAUGAUCAUUAUGGACUACAAUAAAUAGAAUAAGAACUGCUAAUGGUAGUUGCAAUCAUUUACUUCAUAAAUGGGGCAUGAGUGAGUCACCUCUUUGUAGCUGUGGACAUAUCCAAACAACGAAGCAUAUAGUUGAAACAUGC